Molecule: messenger RNA, 1083 nt
Organism: Ectocarpus sp. CCAP 1310/34
Lineage: Eukaryota; Phaeophyceae; Ectocarpales; Ectocarpaceae
Source: the annotation of a GenBank genome assembly
AUGGCAACCUCAGCUCCCGCGUCCGGCAGAGGUGUUGAAGUGAAGCAAGUAACAAUCUCGCCAGCAACCUCAAAUCCCAAGCUGGAGUUUGUCGACAAUUUCGAGCAGGCCUUCAAGUCCUCAUCAUCACUGAGCGGCGCUUUCGAGCACCACGUCGCCCGGGGGCCCGACACGACGAAGCUUCCUGGAAAAGUCGUUGCAAUAUCCCGCACGACACAUCAAACAGGGUUAUCACGCGCCCCCAUGGGCCUCAUUUCCGCCAUUAUGACCGCCUACAACACUCACUGCGCUCUAGUAGUCAGCCCGGACGACGUGUGGUUGACGAUUCUCUCCCAGUUCUGCGCAUACGUCAACAAGAACGCCGAGGGUUUGCGCGACAGGGUGGUUGAGCAUGAGGGCAAGAAGAAGCUGACAGUGUAUGGGCAGAACAUCAAGCCCCCAGAGCUGGCGGACUGGUUCCUCCCUGGGUUCUCUACUACUACGGAGACAGACGAGGUGUGCGCGGCGGCAACAGCUAUGGCGAGCCUCCAGGAGUACUUCAACUAUGAAAUGUGCCUCAGGUGCGGCAUUCCGUCGGUGGCCCUGAUGGGCACAGUCGAGGACUGGAAGCUGCUGCGGGAGAAGAUCGAGCGUAUGCUUGAGUUCGAGGUGCUGGACAACCCGGAGGGCAAGGUCAUGGAGCUGUGGGUGGGGUACCUGAGGAAGGUGUGCGACGGGUUCGUGGAGUCGGCGGAGCACCCGAAUAGCGCGGCGACGGUUGACUUCUGGGACAAGGUCUUCUCUCACCGACAUUUUGUCUCGGGAGUGACGUUCACGACAGGCUGGGUGUCCGCGUUUUCGUGCUUCGACAAAGACGGCAACUUCAUCGGGAAGAACACAGGGAAGGGCGGGGAGUUCCCACUCGUUACUUCACUUUGCCACAACGUUGUUUCGUGCCCUGUGGCCAUCGACGACAACGGAUAUGGGUAUGACGCCACCUUGGUUACAGGACAGGUGGCCUACAGGGCAGAACGAGGUGCCAAGGCUGGAUAUCCGACCAUGUGUCCGCGCAAUGACUGGUGUCUGGCUGUGGCGGUGAAAUGA